AUGCCGGAGGAAACAAUUAUGUCUAUGAAUGAUCGGGCAGUUAAAAUUGAACCAUCAGAAUUUUCACCAGAAGACAUUAAACUCGAAAUAGAGAAUGAUUUUGAUGAUCCCGACGUUAUUGUUAAAUCUGAAUCGUUUUCCGAAGAUGAUGAUACGUGUUUGGAAAGAUUUAUGAAUUCCGAGGUGACAAUUGAAGAAGAAGUCAAAAAGGAGUUAGUCGAAACAUCAACUUAUGCAGAAUCACAAAAUUUAAAAGAGCAUAUGAUCGAUCAUAUGCCUAAUCAUAGCAAAGAAAGUUCUUUCAAAUGUGAAAUCUGUCAUAAGACUUUCAGUCAAUUAGGUAAUCUAAAAAGUCAUUUACUGAUACAUAGUGGAGUAUGCCCCCAUAAAUGCAGUGUGUGCAAUAAGACAAUCACACAAUUAGGUAAUCUGAAAAAUCACAUGCUAAUACAUAGUGGUAAGCGCCCUCAUCGAUGCAAUAUAUGCGAAAUGACUUUCACGCAACCAAGUGGUCUGAAAAGUCACAUGCUGAAGCACAAUGGAGUACGAGCUUAUGAAUGUAGUUUAAAAAAUCACAUGCUGAAGCAUAGUGGAGUACGUCCCCAUGAAUGCAAUAUUGAAUGCAUGAAUUAUUGCUCCCAAUUACAUAUCCUAAAAUUGUGA
Ctenocephalides felis (cat flea) is the source of this 663-nucleotide messenger RNA. Its product is annotated as zinc finger protein 69 homolog B-like. Bases 1 to 663 code for a protein of 220 amino acids. Lineage: Eukaryota; Metazoa; Arthropoda; Insecta; Siphonaptera; Pulicidae. Gene Ontology annotation, cellular component: nucleus. The record is from RefSeq and is a predicted model, not a curated record. The transcript has 2 exons.